Molecule: messenger RNA, 612 nt
Organism: Coffea eugenioides
Lineage: Eukaryota; Viridiplantae; Streptophyta; Magnoliopsida; Gentianales; Rubiaceae
Product: putative pentatricopeptide repeat-containing protein At3g49142
Exons: 1
Coding region: 1-612 (203 amino acids)
Biological process (GO): RNA modification
Molecular function (GO): protein binding; RNA binding
Source: RefSeq, a predicted model, not a curated record
AUGCACGCUUUAAUUCAUAAAAUCCAUUGGAAUUCCCCUUCAUGUUUUCUGCCAGUUUUCAACUGCCUGUCAAAAGCACUACUCCUGCCCACUGCCACGGUCCCUUCGGAGGCCGCUUCUUACAGUCAAGUCUUAGACAAAUGGCCAGAUAUUAGAACCUUGAAAAAAAUCCACUGCAGGAUCAUCUUACAUCUGAACCUCAACUCCUGCAUUUCCUUUGGCAUCAAGUUGAUGCGAGCCUAUGCUGCUCGUGGCCAAACCAGUAUUACCCGCCAGAUAUUCGAUAGAAUUCCCGAGAGAAAUGUCGUGAUUUUUAAUGUUAUGAUUAGAAGCUACGUCAACAACCAUCUUUAUCAUGAUGCUUUCUUCAUGUUUAAGAGCAUGAAUUCGAGUAACACGAACCCUGAUUAUUAUACAUUCCCCUGCAUUCUAAAAGCUUGCUCUGCCUCUAUGGAUCUGUGGGUUGGCUUGCAAGUUCAUACCCAAGUCUUGAAAAUGAAUCUUGAUGGAAAUUUAUAUGUCGGGAAUGGUCUAAUAGCCAUGUAUGGGAAAUGUGGGGACGAGAUGCCCAGGAGAGAUGUUGUCUCUUGGAACUCAAUGGUCGUUGGAUAA